Molecule: messenger RNA, 4091 nt
Organism: Alosa alosa (allis shad)
Lineage: Eukaryota; Metazoa; Chordata; Actinopteri; Clupeiformes; Clupeidae
Product: lisH domain-containing protein ARMC9
Exons: 26
Coding region: 213-2678 (821 amino acids)
Biological process (GO): cilium assembly
Cellular component (GO): ciliary basal body; ciliary tip; centriole
Molecular function (GO): protein binding
Source: RefSeq, a predicted model, not a curated record
AGUUACUGGGUAGCGGUUCAGCAUUGUAUUCUACCAUGAAGGUUCGGCUAACAUCAGUCUAGCGUUGUUACUGUAAAAUGUAAUGUUAAUGGUAUGGCCAAUUUCAUAAUAUCAAAAUGAGAUAUUGGUGAGUUGAAUUUCCUCGCCUAAAGGAAAACGUAACAUAUGCUACUAACCAACAUUCACGUGUAAAGGACUCCUAAAUUCUUGAAAUGGGUGACAUGUUUGGAAAUGAAGCAGAUAUUCUUGGGAUGAUCAAGGAGUAUCUCAACUUUGCUGAAUUUGAAGAAACAGCAAAACAGUUUGAGAAGGAAUGUAAAAUCAAGGGGAAACCGAUCCCCAAAUCUCAAGGCAAUGCUGUUCAAGAUUCUAAAGCCCUCAUCAUUCAGAAAGAUCUUAUGAGCUCAUUUGAGGAUGGCGACUACAAGGUAUUCUUUGAGCUCUGGAACGAACACAUUCCUGUAGAGGACCGUGACAGUCAUCCCACAGCUCAAAAGCUUGAGUUUUAUCUGCACAUCCAUUUCACCAUCUAUCCUCUGAAGCACUGCCUUGGAAGACCAGACCGAGGGGAUUUCGAUGAGAGGAUUACACACUUCAAACACUUUCUGGAGACCAGAGGCUCAGCACUGAGUCAGACCACUGAGUUCCUGCCGUUCUACGCUCUACCUUUCGUACCCAAUCCUGUGGCGCAUCCGUCCUUCAAGAACCUUUUCCAGGAUUCCUGGAUGCCAGAGAUGAAGGAGAAGCUUGAGAAAUUUCUCUCUACGACACUAAAAGCUUCCAACACUCCAAGAUUGGUGACCAUAUAUAGGGAAGGUUUCUCUAGCAACAAAGAUACAGUACAACAACUGCACUUGCAGUUGGCAGAAGCUGAGAGGAAGACUUCGUCCUACGUGAAAAAGUUCCAGAAGAUGCAGGCCGACUACCAUAAACUCAUCGGUGUCACAGCUGAACUGGUGGACUCACUUGAAGCCACUGUCAGUGGAAAAAUGAUUUCCCCAGAGUAUCUCCAGGGUGUGUGUGUGCGCCUCUUCAGCAACCAGAUGAGACAAAGUGUGGCCCAGAGCAUUGACUUCACCCGGCCUGGAACUGGAUAUUACUCUAUGAGCCCUUAUGAUGAUGGAUAUGCCUCCUCAAUGCUGCGUGCCUCCGUCGCACCCCCGAGGCCCAAAGACGUGCCGCUGCUGCCCUCGUUGGACUACGAGAAGCUGAAGAGGGAUCUGGCCAAUGGGUCGGAUCGGCUCAAGGCGCUCCUGCUGCAGGCGCUGCGCUGGAGGCUGACUCGGUCUGUCCACGGUGAGCAGCGUGACACCGUCCUUCAGGCCUUCAUCAGUAAUGACCUCCUGGAGCGCGUCAGCCGAAGCAGCAGCAGCUCCAGAAAGAAGACCGUGCUUCACCUGAUGAAAUCAAAAAAUGAGAUUGUCCGUCAGUACAUGGCCCGACUCAUCAAUGCUUUCGCCUCACUGUCAGAUGGCCGAAUGUACCUGUCUCAGAUCCCCUCUCUGCUGAAGAUUCUUCUGGACUCCAUGAAGACGGAGGAGAAGGACUCGCUGACCAGGGAAAACCUCCUGGGAGCCUUACAGAAACUCAGCCUCAGGCGAGCCCAGCAGACAGCCAUGAUCAGGGCUGGUCUGAUUGGCUGGCUGGUGGACGAGCUCCAUGACUCGGACUGCCUGACGGACUACACGCUGGAGUACGCGGUGGCCCUGCUCAUGAACCUGUGCCUGCGCACACAAGGCAAAAGGAAAUGUGCUGAAAAUGCCAAACAUGUGCUGAAAGUUCUGACUGACCUCCUGGGACAUGAGAACCACGAGAUCCGGCCUUAUGUGAACGGAGCCUUGUAUAGCAUACUGGGAAUCUCUGCUGUUCGCGAGGCAGCCAGAGAAAUGAGCAUGGAAGAGAUCCUUUGUUGCUAUAGCAAAGAAGAGAACCCAGAGCUCAACAGACAGAUUGAGUUUAUCAUUAAACAGCUCAAUUCAGUGGACGUAACGGAGGAUGGGGCCGAGUCGGACGAUGAAGAGGAGGAAGACGAUGACGAGGAGGAUGCAAUGGAGGCAGAUCUGGACAAGGAGGAAGUGCUCCAGCCACAGCCAAAAGAACUUUCCGGAGAGUCCUUGCUCACAACAGAGUACCUGGGGAUCAUGACCAACAUGGUGAAGGCAAAGAGGAGGUCCGGUCCGCCUGCAGGCCACAGCAUGGACGAACCCUUACAACGGCCAGUGACACCAAGUUCGCAUCGAAACACAAUAGAUUCCCGGCGAGAAGGAGACUAUCCUCUCAGCCGAGAGAGCCUCCCCCUGUCCAGGUACGACUCCCGUCCCCCUACGAGAAGUGGCAGCCGACCUAGCACCUCCGAUUCGCUGCAUCGCACCUUAGUGUCUGAGUCGGAGUGCUGGCGCUCCUCCCAGGAGUCGGGGUUGGAGGGCUCAGUGGUGGGCCAACCUCCCCCACCGGCCACCAGCGAGAGCAACGGCCACGUCACCAGUGACUCCAUCCCUGCAUUUGCAAGCCGGCCCAAGAUUCCACGCACGCCUGACACUGACGUGGGCCUCAAGCGGCACUCCCCCCUCCUGGUCCCCCAGUUCUCCCAGAGUGAGCCCCAGCAGAGCAGCCGGCCCAGCUCAUCAGGCUCUGCUGCACGGAGCCACCGACUCAGCAGCCUGUCGAAUAGGAAGUGAAAAGAUCUCUUUCACCAGGGGGAGGCCUAUCUCCAGAGGAGCAUCCAGCUUCCUGUAACAGCAUCCGCACCUCUUAUCACAGUCAGCCCAACCGAGAAUCCUCCAGAGCCAGCGAGGGAGAGGGAGCAGGAGCACGGUGAGAACAAUGACCAGGAUUGUGGCCCCCCUCGCUGCUUUCAACCCCGCCACAGAAGGACUCCUGUAACACAACACGCUCCAGCAAUAAUCACAACAAGCACUUUUUCUCCUCCUCCCCUCUCUCUCUCUCUCUCUCUCUAUUUAUCUCUUUCUCUCUUUCUCUAUCUCCCUCACUUCCACAACCUGCCUCUUCAUCAGUGAGCCCUGUCUGGGCGCCCAACACCUUUCUCCCCUUGUUCUCCUGAGACAAUGGUUUACAUAGAGUGUUAAUCCCUUACUGACAUACGUGACCUUCCUCCAGAUUGAAUUUGAAGUCCCCUUAUUUGCUCAGCUGAUGAUUUUUAACGAUAUGAAUUAUUGCCAUAUUGAGUGCAGUGAUUUGUAGUGUUUUGUUUACAUGGUAGUGGUGUUUUUGGACCAUCCAAGUCCAUCCAUUUGUGUUGGCUGAAGCUGGUACUUUUUGCUCACUCAUGGAUUUUGAAAUACUCUCAGGUGUCAAUAAAGCUUCGUCUUUAUAUCAGCCGUUCUGAGCCAGGCUGCAUUUUCUGUACAAUAUAUUUUUCUCUGUCUGUUUCUCCUUCUUUAAUGGCUCCCUCUUCAAGCCUGUGAUUGACCUUCAAGCCUGUGACAGGUGCAGCAGAGUGUAGCAUUUGAUUGCUCUGAAGUGAAAGAGAUUGGCUCCUUCUUUGAUGUGCUCAUGUUUCUUUAGCUGCCUCGCUCGCUUAAUUGCUGUAUGACCAAAUAGCUGGAGACAUGAAGGACUCCUGUAGGCUUGAUGGGUUUCAUUAAGAAUUAAGAAUAUCCACUGUAAUGGUAAUAUACACUCCAUCAUCAUUAGCUUGAAACACAGGCAUACAUUUCAUUUGAGAGCAAAUUAGACAUAUUUGUUUUCCAUUGAGUUUGACUGAAGUUUCCAUUAUUGCUUAUGCGACCUGUGCUUUUUGAUCAAUGUGGUGAAUGGACUGAAAGGAUUUGGUCAACUCUUUCAUGUCCAAGAUUGCACUACUGGUGUAGUAGUGGUCACUGCAUUUACAAAAGGAGACACUCUCUCUCAUACUGUAUGAUUGUUACAGUAUCAUUUUUGUUUACAGUGCAAAAUAUUAAUCCCACCAUGGGUUUGUAGAUGCACAGUGUAGCUAGCUGCAAUGACUGUACAGGCAUAUCAAUGCACUUUUAAUAGACUUUAGAGGUACUGCUUAACAUGUGACCAUGUAUUUUACCAGCCACAAUGUCUGCUAUUUUUGUAUAGGUACAAUAAAGAUUUUAAUAAACACA